This is a messenger RNA of Cutaneotrichosporon oleaginosum, 4140 nucleotides long. RefSeq lists its product as uncharacterized. The record is from RefSeq and is a predicted model, not a curated record. NCBI's taxonomy places the organism in Eukaryota, Fungi, Basidiomycota, Tremellomycetes, Trichosporonales, Trichosporonaceae.
AUGGCUGCCGGCGUGGUUAACAUCUGGAGUGGCCACGGCGACAACCGUCAGCUUAUUGCGACCACACCCAUGACGCCACUUGGUGUCUCCGCUCCUUCAACGCAAGAUCCCCCGAUGACUGCUCCCACGCCGCCGGCCAUAGUCGCCUGCAGCACCACAUCGUCACCGGGCGGUAUCUGGGCUCCUCACAACUCACCCACACACACUAGGGCUCCCAGUCGAGUAGCUGGCGUCCUCCUGGGCCUUGAGAUCAACCGCGUUCUUGGCUCUCUGGAGGCCAAUGCCGACGACUCGCCCGGCCGCUACAACACCGAGCUGCUUAGCCCGGCGAAGAACUCUUCGGCAAACUCGCAUGAGACGCACCCGCAAAAACUCCUGAAAUACACCUCGCCCGGGCCUGAUACUGAAGAGCCAACAACCCCCAAGAACCAAGUCAUGGCUCCCUCGAAGGCCACUACCUCGCCGCUAUCACCCAAGACUGUCUCGCGCCUCCUACCUCGUGCCAAGAACAGCCCUAAGCUCAGGCCGAUCUCGCCACCCUUUAAGCGCCCGACGGCACCGACUCCUGGCUCAGAGUACUCCAUAUCCCCCGAGUCACAGAAAGCUCUCACGCUGCCACUAGUGCUGUCCAGGACGCCCGCCAGCCCUAGCCCCCCCCCCGUCUUCACACGCACCCCAUCACCCAGCUCCGGCAAUAUCGCGAACUUCGGAUCUGGGCCCGAAGGCCUUUACACACCCUCUGUGGGCCACGCAACGAGCCGCACGCAGCUCGCCGCCACCCUCCGCUUUGACGAAGACGUUUUUGGCCCCAUCCUCGCCUCGCACGAAUGGGGAAACCAUGGCCCCCCCGUUUUCACGCGCCACAGUCCCCAGAGCCGGUCGCUCACGCGCAUCACGCAGAACGCGUGGGAGCACACCCCUGAAGCCGCCGCUGUUCAGACAGGGGGCGAAGCCGAGGUCUCCUACGACUCACAGGAAGAUACCACGCUCAACGAGUUCUGCGCCCCUGACGACGAGGGGGACUCAACGAACAUCAACGGCCACCAUAGUUCGGACGACGAGGUCAGCUCUAUCAUCGCGACCGACUCUGUGGCCAGCUGCCACACCUGCGACUCAUCCCAGGGCUGGAGCUCGGGCUCGUCUGACUGGUUUGAGUCCUACGACCGCCGUUCUCGCCACGGCGCUCCUGGCCCGCCUGUCCUGCGUCCGGGUACCACUAUCGCGGUUGCCACAGUGAACACAGAGGCCAUCGACCUCGCAGGGGCUUCCGCCGACUCCUCCUUGGACUGGUCGGCAGCGACCAUUCCGCAUCCGGAGGAGGACAGCGUUAUCCACAGCCUUGACGGCAUCACUUGCCCCAGUGAGGGCGAGUUAACCUUGGACAGCUCUCAGCAGUCGAUUCAUGAAAGUGACGAGGGUCUCGACGAACCUGUGUGCGUCGUUACCAACUCUCUGGGCUCCGUCUUCAACGAGGGUCCCAUGCUUCCCCCGCGGCAGCUUUCGGACGUCUCAACACCCACACCUCGCCCUCCGCCUCGUCGCCGCUCGACGCCUGUCAAGAAGUCCUCGCUGUCCAACAUCAUGCACGGCGUUUACGAGAACGCGCGCACCCUCAAACAGGACCCCCACGGUCCGGGGACUCCUGGCUUCUCUGCCAACGGAGGCAGCCCACCCAACACUCCCACGUCGAAGAACACUCCCUCGCCGGCGCGCAAGCCCGACGGCUCUCUCGCGACCCCUCCCCCAUUCCGCCUAGGUCAAGGUAGGGUCCGCGAAUCGCCGCCCAAACCUACCGCGCCGAUUGGGUCCGGCCGCCCAGGCAGCUCCGAGGCUUCCCAGCAGCAGCUUUGGGACGCCCCUUCGACCAACCGCACUUAUUGCAGUAAUGGUACGUCGAACCCCACCCUCGGCUCGCGAUUGGAGCCUUGCGAGCGGUUCGCCCCCCAUACCGAUGGGGGCGAGUCUUCGCACGCGAACGCUCGCAGUACCUUGCUCGGUGGGAACGAGGACCGCCACACCACACCACCCUGCACCCUUCGCACAAGCCGUAUCAGCACCAGCAAUGCCAACGGGCGUCCGCUUCACUGGGAGAUACCCACGCAGACUUGCCCCGGGUUUUCCAGUGCCGGAAGUCGUGAGGCGGAGGAGUCUGGACUCCAGCGUACCGUCGCCAGCCACCCUUCUGACCCAUCGCCCGGUGGACGCUACUGGCAGACGGAGCUCGUGAUUCCAAGCAUUGUCGUCACCCCUCCCGACGACAUUUCAGGUGACUCCAGCCACGAGUGCAAAUCACAGAGGUCCGUCUCCCCGCCUCUUACUCUUGAGCCGGCGCCCUCUUCAAGCGUCCAGAUCGACUACUUGAGCCCGACGUACCGCCCCAGCAGGUUCAAGGGCAAGGGUAAAUCACUCGCAGUUACACCUCCUCUCAGCAAGGUGACGGACCUACCCUACCGCUUGGUGCGCCAGAAGGGUGAGAUUGAUCCAAGCGAGCUCCAGUCUCCACUCCAGAAGCUCAUCUCGACGGUGGCGGGACAACUGGACCACAUUGAUGAACACGGCUUCGUCGACCCCCACGCGCCAAUGCUCGUUCCACUCAGCCCACCGGCGCCUACGUCGCGAACGCCCCACGGCCUUCGCAUGCGCAUGCGCACUCCUCCGGAGCGGCUAUGGGACAUUGAAGAGGGCUCCGAGACGGAGCACGCUGUCGAGUACGACUGGCGGCACGAGUACGCCCAGGAGAAGAUUUCUGUGCCCCUGGACCGUGACUACGAGACGACGAACGAGACGGCCUCUUCCAAGGACACUCUACGGGCCAGAAUUUGGGCUGGGGCCCAGAACGACUCUGGCAGCGAGUCGGACUCUAGUGACGAUGUGGCCCGCAGCAAACUGAUCCGCGAAAGCAAGCUGCGUGACGGCGUUGUCCGCAUACGCCCAGGCGCUGAAUCACGCAUGGGCUUAGACACGUUCAAGUUCCCCAAGCACGAAGACAACACGCAGCGGGAGAACUCGGUGCAGGAUGAGAUUCCCAUCCCGCUCACCCCGCGUCUCGGCUGCAUCCAGCUCCCCUCCUCCGCAAGCUCGCAGAACCUGCCGUCCGGGAACGAGGGGCGCGAGGGUUUCGUCCGUUCUGAGCCUGAGCCCGAGGCCUCAACCAUCCAGCCUGCGACCCUGCCUCCGAUCCCCGCUCGGACGGGCGGCCGCAGCCUUCACCGUCGCACCCAGUCUACACCAACGUCCAACCAAGCUACAGCACCUGCCACGUUAGAACAGACCGCUCACCGCCGAUCCUUUUCGAUCUACGAAUGGCGCUUGCGGCUUGACCCAGGCGAGCGUAAUCCCUCCAUUGGCAUGGUCGUGGAGACCAUGGCGUCUUUUACGACCAGCCUUUCUCGCACAGGCAGUGGCAGCCUUCACCGUCGCGCUAAAUCGACCCCGGCUGCCAUGCCCGUCACGGUGACAGACGAAUCAAGUGGUACGUCUGUGUCGGGGUCAAUCCACGUGCCUGAGGAGGAGCUACAAUCUGAGACAUCCAUGUCUCACGGACCAGAGGCGACUGUUUCCGAAGUUUGCCCUGAAACAGAAAUGGUACCAGCCCAGGCCGAGGUCUCGGACAGAGCGUCAUCGCAGGAGGCGGCCACGCCCCCUUCGCAGGAGAGCACGAGCGACAGCUCGGCCGCGACCGUGCAGGAGAUGGAGGGGGAGUCGCCCGAGCCGUCUCUGACUCCCUCUCCUCAGUCCAGCUCGGUAUGGUCUCUCAACAAGCCGCUCCCUCCCCUGCCUCCUGCUGCAGAGCACGGCCGUCGAGGGUUGCGGCAGCGCUUUCGCGCCUGGACCGCCACUCAUGUCGCUCAGGGUUUCGGCGCUCAGGCCUCAGUCUACGCCAACCCCGGCCAUGCCGGAAAUACCGGGCAGUACGGCAUGCCAGGGUCUACUCCUGCCGCCACACAGAACGCCACCGAGAUGGUGGACCACCUCCACCACAGCAUCACAGCCCAGAGCCAUGUUGGGAACGGCACGCAGAAUGCGCGCGCGCAGGAUGACUCAGUUGUCAACGGCGGCGCGCACAACACCUGGCGGGGCAGCCGCCACAAGAAGACCCGCAGCACCGGAUCCUCAUUCAAGCUCUCAUUCGGGAUCUAG